Molecule: messenger RNA, 4710 nt
Organism: Aspergillus nidulans FGSC A4
Lineage: Eukaryota; Fungi; Ascomycota; Eurotiomycetes; Eurotiales; Aspergillaceae
Product: myosin 2
Exons: 7
Coding region: 1-4710 (1569 amino acids)
Cellular component (GO): myosin complex; actin cytoskeleton
Molecular function (GO): cytoskeletal motor activity; ATP binding
Source: RefSeq, a predicted model, not a curated record
AUGGCGCAUAAUUAUGAGGUCGGGACGAGGGCCUGGCAACCUGAUGCUACUGAGGGUUGGGUAGCCUCCGAGGUCAAGGAGAAGCUGGUUGAUGGUGACAAAGUUCGGCUUGUUUUUGUCCUGGAGAAUGGCGAGCCCAAAGAGAUAGAGACCACACAAGCCGAAUUGCAAGUGGAUAACAAUCCGAACCUGCCACCGUUGAUGAACCCUGCUAUGCUCGAAGCUAGUGAGGACCUUACAAACCUAUCUCAUCUCAACGAACCAGCGGUUCUACAAGCCAUCAAGUUACGCUAUGCACAGAAAGAGAUAUAUACAUAUAGCGGUAUCGUUCUUAUCGCAACCAACCCUUUCGCUCGCGUGGAUUCGCUGUAUGUACCUCAAAUGGUCCAGGUUUACGCUGGAAAGCACCGCGCAUCGCAGGCACCACAUUUGUUCGCUAUCGCAGAAGAAGCAUUUGGGGACAUGCUACGGGAUGGGAAGAAUCAAACGAUCGUUGUUUCCGGCGAAUCUGGCGCUGGUAAAACAGUAAGCGCGAAAUAUAUCAUGCGGUAUUUCGCGACACGCGAGUCUUCCGACCAGCCCGGGAAGUAUACCACGAGUAGAGCCGAUGCAAUCAGUGAAACAGAAGAACAGAUUCUAGCCACAAACCCGGUGAUGGAAGCCUUUGGCAAUGCGAAAACUACACGUAAUGACAACUCCUCCCGGUUCGGAAAGUACAUUGAGAUAAUGUUCGACGACAAGACCAACAUUGUUGGUGCCAAGAUACGGACUUACCUCCUCGAGAGAUCGCGCCUAGUCUUUCAGCCGCUCAAAGAGCGUAACUAUCACAUAUUCUAUCAGCUUGUUGCUGGUGCUAGUGAUACAGAAAAACAAGAACUCGGCCUCACAUCUGUUGAGGACUUUGACUACCUCAAUCAGGGCGGGACACCGAUUAUUGAUGGAGUGGACGACAAGACCGAAUUCAUUGCCACGAAGAAGUCGCUAGGGACAAUUGGCGUACCUGAGACCAUACAGUCGGAAAUUUUCCGUGUUCUCGCUGCCUUGUUGCACCUUGGGAACGUCAAGAUCACCGCCACAAGGACUGACUCCACCCUUUCGCCCUCUGAACCCUCGCUUUCUCGGGCUUGUGAGAUACUCGGAAUAGAUGCAAAUGAGUUUGCAAAGUGGAUAGUCAAGAAGCAGCUGAUCACGAGAGGGGAGAAGAUCACUUCCAACCUGACACAACAACAAGCAAUCGUUGUUCGCGACUCGGUUGCCAAAUUCAUAUAUUCCAGCUUAUUCGACUGGCUCGUUGACAAGAUCAAUCGUGGGCUAGCAACUGAUGAAGUAUUGAACAAGUUCAAAUCGUUCAUCGGUGUCUUAGAUAUCUACGGUUUUGAGCAUUUCGCCAAAAACUCAUUCGAGCAGUUUUGCAUUAACUAUGCCAACGAAAAACUGCAGCAGGAGUUCAAUCAACACGUUUUCAAGCUCGAGCAAGAAGAAUAUGUGCGAGAGCAGAUAGACUGGACCUUUAUUGACUUCUCAGACAAUCAACCGUGCAUCGAUCUCAUUGAAGCAAAGUUGGGGAUUCUUUCUCUUUUGGACGAAGAAUCUAGACUGCCCAUGGGUUCUGAUGAACAAUUUGUUACUAAGCUCCAUCAUAACUUCGCUGCUGAUAAGCAGAAGUUCUACAAGAAACCUAGAUUCGGAAAGUCUGCAUUCACAAUAUGCCAUUAUGCGGUCGACGUGACCUACGAGUCAGACGGCUUUAUUGAGAAAAACCGGGACACCGUCCCAGACGAGCAUAUGGAAAUCUUGCGCAAUUCGUCCAACAACUUUGUGAAAGAGAUCCUGGAUACUGCUGCCUCUGUGCGUGAAAAAGAUUCAGCCGCCGUCUCAUCUAAGCCAGUCACCGCUCCAGGGCGGAAGAUUGGAGUGGCAAUUAACCGCAAGCCAACAUUAGGUGGGAUCUUCAAAUCAUCCUUGAUUGAGCUCAUGAGCACUAUAAAUUCUACUGAUGUACACUAUAUCCGAUGUAUCAAGCCUAACGAAGCGAAAGAGGCGUGGGUAUUUGAGGGCCCAAUGGUCCUAAAUCAGUUAAGGGCUUGUGGUGUCCUAGAGACCGUUCGUAUCAGUACAGCCGGGUACCCUACACGAUGGACUUACGAGGAGUUCGCGAUCCGUUAUUACAUGCUUUGCCACUCAUCACAGUGGACUUCGGAAAUUAAAGAUAUGUGCCAUGCUAUUCUAAGAAAGGCGCUUGGUGAUGCCACUCAGCAAAAGCAUGACAAGUACCAACUGGGCCUGAGCAAGAUCUUCUUUCGGGCUGGCAUGCUCGCAUUCCUGGAAAACCUUCGGACUUCAAGGUUAAAUGAGUGUGCGAUCAUGAUACAAAAGAACCUACGGUGCAAGUACUAUCGACGCAGGUAUCUUGAGGCGCGCUUGUCAGUCCUCGCCACCCAGUCGUUAGUCAGAGGAUUCCUCGCUAGGCAGCGCGCAGCCGAAAUACGUCGCAUCAAAGCUGCCACAACUAUUCAAAGGGUGUGGAGGGGUCAGAAAGAAAGAAAGAGAUAUAAUCAGAUUCGCGAUAAUGUCAUCCUUCUCCAGUCGCUGUCAAAGGGCUUCCUUUGUCGGCGCAACAUUUUGAACUCGAUUCAUGGCAAUGCAGCGAAAACCAUACAACGUGCUUUCCGUUCUUGGCGCCAACUGCGUGCAUGGCGGCAAUACCGCCGACAAGUUAUUAUUGUUCAGAAUCUUUGGAGAGGCAAAAAAGCGAGACGGGAGUAUAAGGUCCUGAGGGAAGAGGCCAGAGACCUGAAACAGAUUUCGUACAAGUUGGAAAAUAAAGUGGUCGAAUUAACGCAGUACCUGGAAUCACUGAAACGCGAGAACAAGUCUCUCAAUUCCCAGCUCGAGAAUUAUGAGACUCAACUCAAAUCCUGGAGGAGUCGUCAUAACGCCUUGGAGAACCGGUCUAGAGAACUCCAAGCCGAGGCCAACCAAGCGGGCAUCACUGCUGCUCGGCUCACGGCUCUGGAAGAAGAAAUGAGCAUAUUGCAGCAGAACCAUGCUGAUGGACAAGCCACUAUUAAGCGCCUUCAGGAAGAAGAAAGAAUCUCCCGAGACUCGAUACGUUCUGCAAACCAGGAACUGGAAAAGCUCAAGCAACUCAAUGCAGAAGCUGAGAGUGAGAGAACCUCCCUUCGCCAACAGGUCAUUGACCUUGAGGAACAACUUGAAGUCGCAAAGAGGACAUUACCCCUUCAGGCGUUGAACGGAGACCAGCAGAAUGGCGGAUCUGUACCGCCACCUGCCAAUGGACUGAUCAAUCUGGUUUCCUCGAAAAAGACGAAACCUAAAAGACGUAGUGCUGGUGCAGAGAGGAUUGAUACCGAUCGGUUUAGCGGAGCCUAUAAUCCUCGACCUGUGUCGAUGGCAAUCCCAAGUGCACUCGGCCGCCAGAAUUACUCUGUGGCUGCACUUUCCUCCGGACUUGACUCGGUGGAGGCAGAGCUUGAGACUUUACUAUCCGAAGAGGAUGAACUUAAUGAGGAGGUUGCAAUAGGGCUGAUUCGCAACCUGAAGAUACCGGCGCCUAAUUCCACCCCACCACCCACAGAAAAAGAGGUCUUAUUCCCCGCCUAUCUCAUAAAUCUCGUCACUUCCGAAAUGUGGAAUAAUGGCUUCGUGAAAGAGUCCGAGCGUUUCCUGGCCAACGUCAUGCAGUCAAUACAGCAGGAAGUCAUGCAGCAUGAUGGUGAUGAUACCAUAAGUCCAGGAGCCUUCUGGCUUUCUAAUGUGCAUGAAAUGUUGUCUUUCGUAUUCUUGGCCGAAGAUUGGUACGAAGCACAGAAAACUGAUAAUUACGAGUAUGACCGCCUCUUGGAAAUCGUGAAGCACGACUUGGAGAGCUUAGAAUUUAACAUCUAUCACACUUGGAUGAAGUUGCUCAAGAAAAAGUUGUACAAGAUGAUUGUCCCAGCCAUUAUUGAGUCUCAGUCUCUUCCCGGCUUUGUCACAAAUGAGACGAAUCGAUUCCUCGGAAAGCUUUUACCAUCAAACAACAAUCCAGCCUACAGCAUGGACAAUCUCCUCAGUCUCUUGAACAAUGCAUACAAGGCGAUGAAGGCUUUCUAUCUAGAGGACUCAAUUAUCACUCAGACUGUUACGGAGCUUUUACGCCUCGUCGGUGUCACGGCUUUUAAUGAUCUCCUCAUGAGGCGGAAUUUCCUUUCCUGGAAACGAGGCCUCCAGAUCAACUACAACAUAACUCGCAUCGAGGAAUGGUGCAAGAGCCAUGAUAUGCCAGAAGGGACAUUACAAUUGGAGCAUCUGAUGCAAGCGACCAAGCUUCUCCAGCUGAAGAAGGCCACCCUAAAUGAUAUUGAAAUCAUUCAGGACAUUUGUUGGAUGCUCUCUCCAAACCAAAUCCAAAAGCUGCUAAACCAAUACCUUGUGGCCGACUACGAACAACCCAUAAAUGGCGAAAUCAUGAAAGCUGUAGCCUCUCGUGUUACUGAGAAGAGCGAUGUGCUCCUUCUUACUCCGGUUGAUAUGGAGGAUAGUGGGCCGUAUGAAAUCGCCGAGCCUCGAGUUAUAACUGCGUUGGAGACAUACACCCCAUCUUGGCUUCAAACACCACGGUUGAAACGACUCGCUGAAAUUGUUUCAGCGCAAGCGAUGGCGCAACAGGACAAGCCGGAGAAUACUGAGAAUGGGGUGAUGGAGUAA